GUUGCAUCUGACAGUUUUGAUCAGGAGGGAUCAGACUCAUCUGCCCUAAGUGUUUUGUCUAUGAAGAGUGACCGAUCAAUGCAAAUGCCAAUUCAUUUGAAAAAUGGAUCAAUGGAAAAAAGUUUUGAUCAGGAGGGAUCAGACUCAUCUGCCCCCAAGUGUUUUGUCUAUGAAGAGCGACCGAUCAAUGCAAAUGCCAAUUCAUCUGAAAAAUGGAUUAGCUCCAUUGGGAAAAAGGUAAUGAUAAUAACUCACAUAAGUCUUCAGCAGGAGAGAUCAGACUCAUCUGCUCCAAGUGUUUUGUCUUUAAAGAGUGAUCGAUCAAUGCAAAUGCCAAUUCACUUAACAAAUAAAACAUAUAUACCACAUUUAAGUUUGGUGGACAGAUCAGACUCUUCUGGCCCAAGUGUUUUGUCCAUGAAGAGCAACCGGUCAAUGCAAAUGCCAAUUCAUCUGAAUGGAUCACCUCCACUGACACUAAGGGAUUCACUAACUAAAUCAUGUCAGGACGCUGUAAAGACUGGCAGCUUUCUUGGAGAAUUCAUUCAUCAAUUCUCUGAUACUGACAAACCUAUUUUCAACACAAGUGAUUCAGAAACGCCUGACGUCAAGAUUCAUAGAUUAAAAUCAGAAAUAAAAAAGAAGCAUCUGUACAUUUUUGAAGGAUUUGCAAAGCAGGGAAACCCAACACUCCUGAAUGAGAUCUACAUAGACCUCUACAUUACAGAGGGAGGGAAUGGAGAGAUCAGUAAUGAACAUGAAAUUAAAAGGAUAGAAAAAACUUUGAAGACUGCAGCAGGAGCAACAAUACCAAUCAAAUGCAGUGACAUCUUUAGAGCUUUACCUGGACAAGACAAACGCAUCAGAACUGUGCUGACAAAAGGAGUCGCUGGCAUUGGAAAAACUGUCUCUGUGCAGAAGUUCAUCCUGGACUGGGCUGAAGGACAAGAGAAUCAGGACGUCCAGCUCAUAUUUCCUCUUCCUUUCAGAGAACUCAAUCUGAUGAAGGACAAAACACUCAGUCUUUCGGAUCUUCUUUAUGUCUUUUUCCCUGAAACAAAAGAAAUGGAAAUAUCCAGUGACAAAUAUAAAGUGUUGUUCAUCUUUGAUGGUCUGGACGAGUGUCGUCUGUCUCUGGAUUUUCAGAGCGAUGUGAGGUUGUGUGAUGUAAGUGAAUCAGCAUCAGUGGACGUGCUGCUGAAGAACCUCAUUGUGGGGAAUCUGCUUCCCUCUGCUCUCAUCUGGAUCACCUCCAGACCAGCAGCAGCUGAUCUCAUCCCCUCUGAGUGUGUCCAUCGAGUGACAGAGGUACGAGGCUUCAAUGAUCCACAGAAGGAGGAAUACUUCAGGAAGAGAAUCAGAGAUCAGAGUCUGGCCGAUAGGAUCAUCUCACACCUGAAAUCUUCAAGGAGCCUCUUCAUCAUGUGUCACAUCCCAGUCUUCUGCUGGAUCUCAGCCGCUGUUCUGGAGAAGAUGUUGAGUCAAGCAGAGAGUGGAGAGAUUCCCAAGACUCUCACUCAAAUGUACACACACUUCCUGAUCCUUCAGACCAACAUCAAACAUGAGAAGGACUAUGAGAAGAACGUGACAGAUGAAGACAUGAUCCUCAAACUGGGGAAAGUGGCUUUUCAGCAGCUUGUGAAAGGCAACCUGAUCUUCUAUGAGGAAGACCUGAGAGAGUGUGGCAUUGAUGUGACAGAAGCAUCAGUGUACUCAGGAUUGUGCACUCAGAUCUUCAGAGAGGAGUUUGGCUUGUAUCAGGGGAAAGUCUUCUGCUUUGUUCAUCUGAGCAUUCAGGAACAUCUAGCGGCUCUAUAUGUCCACCUCACCUUCUGCAACAGCACAAUAAAUGUGCUUGAAGAACAUGAAUCAGAAAAGCCUGUAACAAUGUUGAGUUUACACAAGUGUGCAGUUAACAAAACUUUACAAUGUAAAAACGGACAUCUUGAUCUUUUCCUUCGCUUCCUCAUGGGACUUUCAAUGGAGUCAAACGAGAGCCUUUUGGUGAAAAGAGGGCUUUUGGUGAAGAAGGCCAACUGCUUCCUGGAAAGAGAGAAAACUAUUGAGUAUCUCAAGAAAAUGUUAAACACAAUCCCUUGCUCAGAAAUGGCUCUUGUUAUUAUCCACUGUCUAAAUGAACUCAAUGAUCAAUCCCUCAUUAUAGAAAUCCAAAGCUACCUGACCUCUGGUAAAAUAAACAGAGACACUCUUCUCCCUCAUCAGUGGUUGGCUCUAGUGUACAUCUUAAUGACAUCAAGUGAAAAGUUUGAGGAGUUUGACCUUCGUAAAUACGGAAGAUUGGACGCAGCCCUGCUUUGGCUGCUUCCUGUGAUCAAGUUGUCAAAAAAGAUCUGGUUGAAUGACUGUAAUAUCACAUAUAAAGGCUGUGCAACGCUGUCUAUGGUUCUUUUAUCACAAUCCAAUGUGAGAGAAAUGGACCUGAGCCACAACAACCUGCAGGACUCAGGAGUGGAAAUACUCUGUAUUGGAUUAAAGAAAUUACCCAACGUGGAAUCACUGGUGAAGGAAUGGUUAAGCACUAAGCAAAUUGAUGGACUUAAUCUGAGUAAGCAAGGGAACAUAAAUUAUGAAGAUUAUUUAUGUCACACUGCUGGACUAGAAGACACGGACUGUAGACUGGAAUAUUUGAAUCUGGAGAACUGUAGAGUAACAGAAGCAGGUUGUGUUUACCUGAGCAAAGCUCUGAGUUCAAACCCUUUUCAUCUGAGAGAGCUGGACCUGAGCUGGAAUGAAAUAGCAGACUCUGGAGUGAAACACCUCUGUGCUGCUCUGGUGAAAGUUCACUGUGCACUGGAAACACUCAGGUUGGACAAAUGUGAAAUCACUGAGAAAUGUUGCACUGCUUUAGCUUCAGCUCUCGGCUCUCAGACCUCCAGUCUAACAGAACUGGAUCUGAGCAUGAAUUAUCUACAAGACUCAGGGGUGAAGAAGCUCUGUCUCGGACUAACAAGUCCUCACUGUAAACUAGAGAAGCUAAGGUUGUCCAAGUGUAAAGUUAGACAUGAAGGGGUGACAGCACUGAAUGAAGCUCUGAAAUCAAAUCCAUCUCACCUAAAAGAACUUGAUCUCCUUGAGAAUGAUCUGGAAGAGUCAGACUUGAAAGUACUCUCCAUACUACAAAUCAUCGCAAAAUUGAAGAAGUACCACUAA
This is a messenger RNA of Carassius carassius (crucian carp), 3171 nucleotides long. RefSeq names its product NACHT, LRR and PYD domains-containing protein 12-like. The record is from RefSeq and is a predicted model, not a curated record. The transcript has 12 exons. Gene Ontology annotation, molecular function: protein binding. NCBI's taxonomy places the organism in Eukaryota, Metazoa, Chordata, Actinopteri, Cypriniformes, Cyprinidae. The annotation marks the transcript as partial.